AUGGUGGACGCGGGGUCGACUGGGUCGCGUAUUCACGUGUACAAGUUUAACUACUGCAAGGAUCACCCGGAGCUGGAAGACGAGAUUUUUGAGCAGAUCAAGCCUGGACUUUCGUCCUUUGGUGACAACGCCAAGGGCGCGGCGGAAAGCCUGGACGUGCUGAUGGAGGUGGCUAUGAAGGGCGUUCCGGAGCAGCUGCAUGGCUGCACGCCAAUUGCUGUCAAGGCCACCGCUGGUUUGCGCAUGCUCGGGGGCGACAAGGGCGACCGCAUUCUGCAGGCCAUCCACGACCAUCUGGAGACCGACUACCCGUUCAAGCUGAUCCCAAACAACCCCGUGGAGAUCAUGGACGGCAAGGACGAGGGCAUCUACGCGUGGAUAACCGUCAACUUCUUGCUUGGCACGCUGGGAAAUGCGGAGCACAACACGGCAGCCACGUUUGACCUGGGUGGCGGCUCGACGCAGAUCGUGUUUGAGCCACGAUUCGAGAAGUGGAAUGGCCAGGGCGGUCCGCAGUUGGCGGAAGGCGAGCACCGGUACGAGAUGACGUACGGCGGGCAGGAGUAUACGCUCUACCAACACUCGUACCUCGGCUACGGGCUGAUGGAGGCGCGCAAGAAGAUCAAGGCGCUGAUUGCGCAGGAGGCGUCGGCCAGCGGGAAGUUCUCGGUCGAGCACCCGUGCUUCCCUGCCGGGUUCCGCGAGGAGGUGACGACCGGUGACGGCAAGAGCCAGGUGACAAUCAAGGGCAUGUCCAAGGAUGCGUUGGCCAGCCAAAAGUCCUCCGACACUUGCUACCAGCAGGUGCGCCGUAUCCUCAACAAGGACGUGCCAUGCGCCGAGAAGCCCUGCUCAUUUGAAGGCGUCUACCAGCCCGAGCUCGACAAGACCUUUAUCAACAACCCCUUCUAUAUCUUCUCGUACUUUUACGACCGCACUUUCCCGCUCGGCGUGCGCGACGAAUUCAAGCUUGCCGAUGUUAAGGCGCUCACCGAGAAGGUGUGCAAGCAUGACGUAUCGCUGUUUGCCGCCAAGGAGCAGCAGGAGGAGGUCGGCGCUGAGAACCACUACUGCAUGGACCUGGCCUUCCAGUACUCCCUGCUCAGAGACGGAGUCGGCAUGCCCGAAAACCGUACCGUUCGCAGCACGCGCAAGAUCAAGGACGCUGAGACCGGAUGGUGCCUCGGCGCGUCCCUGGCUGUGCUCGACCAGAACAAAUACUGCAAGUACAAGUCUUACUGA
Messenger RNA from Kickxella alabastrina, 1242 nucleotides. Its product is annotated as nucleoside phosphatase GDA1/CD39. The record is from RefSeq and is a predicted model, not a curated record. Lineage: Eukaryota; Fungi; Kickxellomycota; Kickxellomycetes; Kickxellales; Kickxellaceae. Bases 1 to 1242 code for a protein of 413 amino acids. The transcript has a single exon. Gene Ontology annotation, cellular component: membrane; Golgi apparatus. Gene Ontology annotation, molecular function: UDP phosphatase activity; GDP phosphatase activity. Gene Ontology annotation, biological process: nucleoside diphosphate catabolic process; protein N-linked glycosylation.